AUGGCGGAAACAUUGCAGCAAAGGACGGACCCUCUGCAGCCGGGAGACGUCUUGGUAGUUGUCCACGAUUUCGAUGCACGAAGUCCUGAUGAACUCACAUUGCGCAAAGCCGAGCGGGUAGAGCUGGUCGAACUCGAUGAGGGCUUCUCAGAUGGAUGGUACCUCGGGAAGCAUCUGGGCAGAGGCGCGACGGGUUUGUUCCCUGGAGUCUACACUGCAAAGUUACCCGCAAACAUUGCCGCCAUUUCAUCUCCGACCACUCAACCUCAACCCUACGUUCAUGCGAACGUUCACGGCCAUCCUCUUGUCCCAUCACAGCCUUACGAACAAUACCCUGGUUACAAAACGCAGGACGCGAGACCGCUCUCCGAUCAGCCAUCGUCCUUCAAUCAGCAACGAUCACUGUCGAAUGCUGCUCGAUCGUCUGCGCCCCAGAUGUCGUCCAUGUACAACAAGCCGUUGCCUAUGGUGCAAAGGAGUAUAGGCGAGGCGCUCAACGAUCGACAGGAUUCCCCAGUCAUGAACGAGACACUAAGCGUCAUCGACGAGCACAUCACGGAUCUCAGUACGCCUCGACAGAGCCUAGCUCCCCCACAUCCAAUCACGGAAGACUCGGACAGUGAAUAUAGCAGCCAUCUCGACCGCGGAUCAUACCUAACAGGGCCUGAGACUGAUGAAGAGGAUAAUGACCGUUUCACCAAGGAAGAAGUCCUUGGCUGGGAUCAUACACAGGUUGCUGCUCAGCUGCGAUUGCUUGGAGUCGAUCCUCGCCAUUGUGACAUAUUUGAGGAGCAAGAGAUCUCAGGCGAUGUCCUCAUGGAGAUGGACCAAUCGUUCUUGCAGAUGAAAGAAUUCGAUUUCGGAGUAAUGGGUCGCCGCCUCAAGACCUGGCACAAGAUCAGGGACUUUCAGAACGAGGUACUGGGUGCCUCUCGCAAGAACAGCGCCACGCCUGUCACAAGUCAUGACAGUGCUGUCAGAGCACCAAGUCGGGCUUUGUCGGGUGGCUCCGUCUUACCGAGAAUACCUUCUCUAGCUGAGCGACCUGGACUCACCAUUCGGCAGUCCAAGCAGGGUCCUCCGAACGCGAUACAGCCAACCUCUCCGGUCACUUCAACCAAUGGUCCUGCGCGUUCUGGCGGAAAUGGCACACCUCCUACCUCCUGGAGAGCCUCGAUGGGCCCAGACAGUCCUGGUCGGCAUAUGUCCUCACAGCUUCGAGACCAGGGCGACUCGCGGCGCCACUCGUCCAUCGAUUUCGGCAAGGCACCAAACCUCGAAUUCGGGUCCAACUCGAUUGCCAGCACGGCGUCGCCGCAUAAGAAGCAGCCCUCGUUCGACAGGGAAUGGCCUCACGUUCCAGCUACACCGACAAGUACCAAUAUCACGAGCCCCUCAAUAUACACGAAUGUGGUGAGAAAACAGGAAAGUCUUGAUAUGUCUGCCAACUCGCCGCUCCUCACUCCAGGACCAAAUUUGGACUUGGAUCGAGGUUACUUCAGUGGGAAUGAGGUGGACAAUCGCAAAGCUCGAUCGACGCUCAAGAAGCGGGAAAGCCAUGAAGUCGCCGGUCAUUCGAGACAGUCUUCUUUCCUGAACGAUCCGCGCAAAACUGCGCCUUUCGCCAAGAGGCACUCGCGCAUCAGCAGUGUCGAUACAAGCCGAGAUCACUUCUCGACCAUCACGUCGCCCGCUGCAAAAGCUUAUCACAGCAUGAGCUACAAAGGUCGUUUCCGUUCAGCUAGUGCUAAGGGUCCGGCGCUGAAGCACUCAAGUACAGGCCACUCGCCAACCGUAACCAAUUUGGAGAACGAGCAAAACUCGAGUGCCCCUUCCACUGGUACAGAACAGUCGUUUGCGUCGAAGAUGAACAUACCUGCAAAAGCAAGAAAGCUUAUGGGUCUUCGAGCUUCCUCGGAAGCUGUGACGGACACGGAAAAGGCCAGUGCGACUUCAUCGCAAAACAUUCUCACCAGCCCCUUGGAAGAAAGUCCGACGAUAUCUCCUGCUGAUGGCUCUAAUACACCAUCUGCAACGUCCCGCAGCUUCGACUUCGAGGGGACAGAUGCGUCAUCCAAGACGACAGAUAAAAUCAACUCUGGGUUGACGGUGACGGCUCCGCAACGGACGCGACCCAAAACCAAGCAGCAAACCUCCGCAUACACCAAAGGACUUCUGAAGAUAACGCCAGAAGAAGCACGAAAAACAGCUGACUACCAUGGCUGGAUGAAGAAGAAGUCAUCUGCUCUGAUGACCAGCUGGAAACCAAGGCUGUUUGUGCUUCGCGGCAAACGACUCUCAUAUUACUACACCGAGAGCGACAAGGAAGAGCGCGGCAUCAUCGACAUAUCCGGCCAUAAAGUUCUCGUCGCCAAUUCCGACCCCAUCACAACCCUACACGCCACGAUCACCGGCUCAAAGACUUCGGCCUUGCCAAGUCCGACAUCGAGCGAAACAAGUCCUUCACUCCCCAAGUCACCUACAGGCCAACCAUUCUUCUUCAAGCUCAUCCCACCGAAAGCAGGCAUGUCUCGUGCUGUCCAGUUCACUAAGCCCACGGUCCACUACUUCCAGGUCGACAGCGCAGCAAUAGGCCGAAAGUGGAUGGGAGAGAUCAUGAAGGCGACCAUCAUGCACGACCUGAGCACUUACGAGACCACCAACAAGCAGAAGACGAUCAGUCUUGCUAAAGCCAAAGCGCGUAAGGAAAGACCGCCCGCGCUGAAGAACGAUGAUGGCGUCCCUGAAGAGGAAGAGGUCAAGGACGAUGAAGAGAACGAGGACAAUGAUGGCUUGAACAUUACUGGCAUCAUCUACGACCCGGCAAACGAUGAGCAGCCAACCGCGGUCAAUGAGAAGGAGGUGGUAGAAAUGUCUACGCCAGACGCUGACAGUAACACGGCUCUGCCGCCAGUCGCUCAGCAGCCAGCAGUUCGGCAAUCGGCCUAUACAGCCACGACAACGUCAGACUAG
Messenger RNA from Cyphellophora attinorum, 2973 nucleotides. Its product is annotated as Protein BOI2. The transcript has 2 exons. NCBI's taxonomy places the organism in Eukaryota, Fungi, Ascomycota, Eurotiomycetes, Chaetothyriales, Cyphellophoraceae. Bases 1 to 2973 code for a protein of 990 amino acids. Gene Ontology annotation, cellular component: plasma membrane. Gene Ontology annotation, molecular function: protein binding. Gene Ontology annotation, biological process: actin cytoskeleton organization. The record is from RefSeq and is a predicted model, not a curated record.